Macrobrachium nipponense is the source of this 3173-nucleotide messenger RNA. RefSeq names its product zinc finger protein OZF-like. Gene Ontology annotation, biological process: regulation of DNA-templated transcription. Lineage: Eukaryota; Metazoa; Arthropoda; Malacostraca; Decapoda; Palaemonidae. Gene Ontology annotation, molecular function: DNA-binding transcription factor activity, RNA polymerase II-specific; RNA polymerase II cis-regulatory region sequence-specific DNA binding. The coding region runs from base 1449 to 2633 and encodes 394 amino acids. The record is from RefSeq and is a predicted model, not a curated record. The transcript is spliced from 2 exons.
GAAAAUGGGAAAGAAAUUCUAAAAGAAGAAGGAAGAGAAGAAACUCAAAUAAAGCAGGAAUAAAACAAGCAAGGGAGCCAUUUCAAAGAUAUAUCCCGCCUGCUACUACUACUUCAGGUUGCGGCAACAUUAUUUACAAAUAAAUAGUUGCCGCUACUUUACAAAUAAAUAGUAAAGUAUCGUGGGUUGAGGUCUUGAGGACAGGACUCGAACUUACGCUUGUUGGUCGGGCUAUUGAUGCGGUCUUUAGAACUGGAUAAAUGCUUCUCAAAAUAACCUGUGCAGCAACACUACAAAACAACACCCCAUUUCAGAAGAGGUUUAGAGAAGUACUUGCUCAGAAGAACAGACUCUUCAAAGUCAAAUCAAUAUCUGAGGCUUUUUUUUGUGAAUAUCCACUCCAGUUAACUGGAAGUUCUAGUGGAACACUCUUGGUUGAUAAAAAUGUGUUAACCGUGUUUGCAGCUUUUAAAAUUGACACAUGUUUUCAUGAUACAGUAUAUUGCUGAGAAUGUAGUUAUACCUUCAUCUGAUGCCUGAGAAUUUUUUUUAUAAUUACAGAACAUUGUUAGACAUUAACUUUGAUCAAAACACUGUGUACCUUUGUUAGAUAUUUUUUUUAAAUAUCUAAGAAUAACAUUAUGUAUAUAAAAAAAUUGCAGUACCUCCUCAACACAGUUUUAAUGUUGAAAGUUGUGAAGGAUGUGGAUUUCACUAAUCAUUUGAUUUGCUAGUAUAAAUACAGUAUGUUGUUACCUCUAUUUACCUGUAAGCUUUUGCAAUGUGGAUGUUUGUAGGAAAAUCAUUGAAGACAAUCCCAACAAGAUUAUUGGAAUAAAGGAGCAUUCUGUGAAUAUAUAGUACGAGAAAAAAACAAUUAUCCCAUCACACCAUUUGAGGAAUGUCCUUCAGGACAAAAAAAUAUAGUUUCUGGAGAGACAGAAAAGUUAUUCUGUUAAAUCACAGGCUAUGGAAGGUUCAUCAUAUAAUUCUGAUUGCCUCAAUCAGAGCUUGACUCCUAAUACAGAAGAUAAGAAAAAUAAUAGUCCAGCCUUGAAUAUGAGACACUCUAAGAAUACUAUCAAUAAGGGUAGCAUGGUGGCAGAAGCUUCUCCAGGUUAUACAGACUCAACCCCUUUAGAAAAGGGUGAAACAGAUGAAGGGGAUACUGGAAAUAGUAUCAUUAAUGCAAAGGAAAUAGAUCAAGUUGGCAGUAACGAAGAUGAUUCUUUUGCCAUUACUGAAGAUUUUAUCGACUCAUCUUCUAAAAAGAAAGUAGUGGUGAAGGAAGUGAAAGGUUCACUUGUAAGAUUUGUAAGAAAGUGUUUUUUUCAAGAAGGGGUUACUCAAAUCAUAAGCGUAUACACAAGAGUGAUAAGCCAUUGUUAGGUGGUGAAGGGAAUGAAAGGUUCACUUGCAAGGUUUGUAAGAAAAUAUUCCUUGCUAAAAUGUUUCUCACACGUCACAUGCGUAUGCACAAUAAUUCUAGACCAUUUUUGUGUGAUGUUUGUGGAAAGACCUUUGGUAGCCUUAGGUAUUUGGAUUUGCACAUCUUAACACAUACCAAAUUGAAAGAACAUACCUGUGAAGAAUGUGGUAAAAGUUUCACGCAUAAAUGGACGUUAGAGUCCCAUGCUGUAGUACAUAGUAAUGAGAAACCAUUUCAGUGUGAAGUGUGUGGUCGUAAUUUUCGUCGUAGAGCUACAUUACGUUUCCAUAAGAGAACUCACACAAAUGAGCGACCCCACCAAUGUGAUGUGUGUGGAAAAUCUUUCACCCAGCCCAGUAGCCUAAAGACACAUCAGAAAUUACAUUCAGGAGACAGACCACAUUUUUGUAAUGUUUGCAAUGAGAGGUUUACAUUGAAGUAUGCUUUGCAGUUGCAUAUGCGUACUCACACUAAGGAAAAACCUUUUAGUUGUGAGUACUGCAAUAAAAGCUUUGCUCAGCUUGGUGCUCUGAAGAAUCACUUGAAGACACAUGGGAAUGAUAAGACUAGAAUUUCUGUGCGUAAGAAAGAAGAUUCUUCAAGUGAUGAUGACACACCAUCCAAAGAGAAAGCUAAAAAGCACCAAUGUGAACUUUGUGGCUAUUCGUUUGCUGCUAAAAGCACUUUGAAAGUACAUAUGAUGAGACAUAGAGGAGAAAGACCUCAUAAAUGUAAUGUCUGCUCUAAGAGUUUUACUCAGUCAAGUACCUUGAAAAUUCAUAUGCGAACUCACACUGGUGAUAAACCAUAUGCUUGUAGUGUUUGUGAUGCUCAAUUUACUUAUAGGUAUGCUCUCCAGAAGCACUGUUUAAAACACAAAAAUUCGAGAGAAUUGAGGGAUGAAGAAUGUCUGGAACAGGAAGAUAAUGGGAACAAAGUGGAAUUAAGUGAAGAAGAAGACAUUGAUACUAACCAAACAGUAUCAUGGACAGAUGAUGAAAAUGAAUUAAAGAAAAAUGAUAGUGACGAAGUUCAACAUAAAGAAUUGAAUAGGAAUGUCAGUAGUGAUGAAAAUGGUGUAAAAGAUACAAAUGUGAAGUUUGAUGGUGGUGAAGAUCAAAGAAAAAAUAUUAAGAAUAGAACACCCAUGAACUUUUUAGCAGUAUUUCAGUCUUCUCUCAAAGCUUCUCCUGACUCCGAUUAGUGUUGAGAUUAUUUCUGUUACUGAUUGAUUGUGCUAAUGUGUAUAGUAUGUACUACUAGGUUAUUAGAACUGUUAUCGGUAUUUGAGCAUUAUUAUAAUGUGUCUUGUCUAACACACUGUAAAUUGUAUUAAAGGUCCUUUUCAAGAUAUAUUUGGAGCCAGCUGCAUUGCUUGCUGCCUUUAUUUUUAACUUGCUCCACUUUUCACCUUACAUUAUAUUUUAAAAGUAAAAUUUUUGAAAAUAGAAAUAUCUUCAAACCUUUUUUGAUAUAUGCCAACUUUAGACAACCAGAGGUUAAUCAGUCCCAUGAAAGGAAAAAUAAAAAAAGAAUUUAAAUUGAAUAUUUAUUUUUGAUACAAGCGUCUUUAUGAAAACUAUAUGUAAAAUAUUUUUCUAAAAAUUAAUGAAACGUAUUGAUAUUAUUUAUCUUGCUUCUUGCAUUGACACUGUUUUGUCUUUUCUAAAUGCUAUAUAUGAAAAUCCAAAUACUAUAUAGUAUAAUUCAUUUUUUGAAUUGAAUGUUUGUAUGUAUACAUAUU